AUGGGAACGAUUUCACAAGAUCAUGACAAGUUGGACUCAGACACAACUGCAGAGGCCAUUAGGCCGUUGGUUGAAGCAGACCCGUCGAUAAAGCUGAAGUCUGUUAUUGCAGAAGGUCAAUCCAGGUUUAACUACACUGUAAGUUACCGCAAGGCUUGGUUGGCAAAGCAGAAAGCUAUCGCAAAAGUUUUCGGUGAUUGGGAAGUUUUUAACCAGACUCUGCCAGUAUGGUUGAAAGCAAUGACUGUGAAGAUGCCAAGGUCUCAUGUUCAAAUUAAAACGCUCCCCGUUUACUAUAAGAGUGAGGAGGUUCAAGAUGUAAGAGUUCUAUACUGCAUUUUUUGGAGCUUCUAUCCGUGUAUUAUAGCAUUCAGACACUGCAACCCACUGAUGCAAGUUAAUGGCACGCACCUGUACAAAAAAUAUAAAGGUGCACUUUUGGUUGCAGUUGCACAAGAUAGGAACCAAAAUAUUGUGCCUAUUGCAUUUGCAAUAGUCGAAGGCGAGACGGCAAAUGCAUUGGAGAUUUUCCUAACCAAUUUGCGGAGAUAUGUUGUUACCAUUGAUGGUGUGGGUAUUAUUUCUGACCGCCAUACCUCCAUCGAUGCUGCAAUAGCUCGCAGUAACGGUGCAUGA
This is a messenger RNA of Arachis duranensis, 636 nucleotides long. RefSeq lists its product as uncharacterized. Bases 1 to 636 code for a protein of 211 amino acids. The record is from RefSeq and is a predicted model, not a curated record. NCBI's taxonomy places the organism in Eukaryota, Viridiplantae, Streptophyta, Magnoliopsida, Fabales, Fabaceae. The transcript has a single exon.